Molecule: messenger RNA, 234 nt
Organism: Mesorhabditis belari
Lineage: Eukaryota; Metazoa; Nematoda; Chromadorea; Rhabditida; Rhabditidae
Source: the annotation of a GenBank genome assembly
AUGUCCCGUGAAGAGCUCGUGCAGAAGGCCAAGUUGGCUGAGCAAGCCGAGAAAUACGACGAAAUGGCUGACGUGAUGCAAAAGGUGGCCGAGCAAGGAGACGAGCUGGCAAACAAUGAAAGGCAUCUUCUGGCUUCUCGCUUACAAGAAUGUGGUUGGGGCUCGUCGGUCAUCAUGGAGAGUCAUCUCGUGGAUCGAGCAAAACGCCAUUCUGAGAUCAUUCAACAAUCAUUC